UGCAAUUUCCCGCCCUUCUUGAUUCUCUCAGAGCUGCGCUGAAUCGGGGAGGAAAUGAUGGAAUCAACGCUGUCCGCUACGUCGGCGUUUUUCAUCAAAUUCGCCAAUUUCCCUCUCAUUGCUGCUCUUAUUGCCUGCCUUGUUGCCCAAUUCAUCAAAUUCUUCAUUUUCCGGUACAAGGAAGGGCAAUGGAAUUUCAAGAGACUUAUUGGAUAUGGUGGUAUGCCAUCAUCCCAUUCAGCCAUUGCAACUGCCCUAGCAGCAGCUAUUGCCUUGCAUGAGGGAUUUCGAGGACCACCUUUUGCCACCGUACUGGUUUCCGCUUGUGUGGUGAUGUGUGAUGGUAUAUGCGUGAGAUUAAAGGCACAGGCCGAACAACAAGCAGAGGUUGUGAAUCAAAACGAACCCGGACUUCCCACUGAGCCUCUUCUAGCUGUUGUGAAUCAAAACGAACCCGGACUUCCCACUGUGCCUCUUCUAGCUGUUGUGAAUCAAAACGAACCCGGACUUCCCACUGAGCCUCUUCUAGCUGUUGUGAAUCAAAACGAACCCGGACUUCCCACUGUGCCUCUUCUAGCUGUUGUGAAUCAAACCGAACCCGGACUUCCCACUGAGCCUCUUCUAGCUGGAAGCACACCACCAUCUGGAAGCACACUACUGCACAAGCUUUUGAGUCACACCUGGCUUGAGGUUGUCUUUGGUGGAUUAUUGGGAAUUGGCAUAGCAGUAAGUAUUCAUUCAACCAAAGUUUUGCAUGUGUACCAUUAUUGCGGAUCAGAUGUGCCCCAAGGCUACUGUAGAUUGCCGAAUAACACAUAUUCUUACUGAGUCUCUUAGCAGAAAUUAAACUUUUUUAGACAUACUGAAUGUAUACGAGAACAUGCACAUAUGUUGAUGUAUUGUGAAUGUAUAGGUGACAAUUGAUAAGUAGAAUGUGUUAA
Ipomoea nil (Japanese morning glory) is the source of this 941-nucleotide messenger RNA. RefSeq lists its product as uncharacterized. The transcript has 9 exons. Bases 55 to 828 code for a protein of 257 amino acids. The record is from RefSeq and is a predicted model, not a curated record. NCBI's taxonomy places the organism in Eukaryota, Viridiplantae, Streptophyta, Magnoliopsida, Solanales, Convolvulaceae.